AUGAGCUGGCAAGAUUAUGUUGACAAACAGUUAAUUGCAUCCAGAUGUGUUUCAAAGGCUGCAAUUACCGGUCACGACGGAAAUGUCUGGGCCAAGUCUGAAGGCUUUGAUAUUUCAAAAGACGAAGUUGCAAAAAUCGCAGCCGGUUACGAAAAUGAAUCACUCCUUACAAGUGGCGGCGUGACGAUAGCGGGUACGCGGUACAUCUACCUCAGUGGCACAGACCGUAUCAUACGCGCAAAGCUUGGCAAGGUCGGAGUGCACUGCAUGAAGACACAGCAAGCAAUCGUUAUAUCUCUCUAUGAAGAACCCAUUCAACCCCAACAAGCUGCAUCUGUAGUCGAGAAGUUAGGAGACUAUUUACUUACCUGUGGUUAUUAA
Messenger RNA from Pieris macdunnoughi, 381 nucleotides. NCBI's taxonomy places the organism in Eukaryota, Metazoa, Arthropoda, Insecta, Lepidoptera, Pieridae. The record is from the annotation of a GenBank genome assembly.